UCCUCAUCAUCAUCAUCAUCAUCAUCAUCAUCAUCAUCAUCAUCAUCUACACCGUACUUCGUACUAAUAUUUAAUAGUGGGCAAGCAGCUCCAGCAAUUCCAGCACUUCGACAUAAUCUCGAUCAUUCCCAGCAUUGUUUCCAGGAGUAAUGAGCUGAGCCGUUGUCAUGGCUUCCCCACGGACUCUGUUCACAGCCAGCCGCUUGCAGACAUGGACCUAUUUGCUUGGCGUGUGUCCAUUCUCCAUCGCAUUCCUGGUCUUCAUCAACUCGUCCAUCUCCUUUGUCGUCACGGAAUUAAUUGGACUCCGUGAUGGGGAAGGCGACGCAGUCGGCACUCUGGGCUUUGCCGACGAGCUGCUGGCCCUGAUCGCUUGCCCCUUGUGGGGGGUGCUGUCGGACCGCAUAGGCGUCCGUCAUGUCUGCACUACGGGCUAUGCUAUCGUUGCGCUUGCCCUGAUCCUCUUCGUCCAGGCCAAAAAUGUCUACCCUCAGCUCCUGCUGGGAAGGCUGUUGUUCAGUCUCGGGGGCGCGGCGGUAUCGACCAUGGUCACGGCGGUUCUUCCAGCCGUAGCUGGAUCUCACUCAGCACAGCAUAAGCCCGCAUCGGAAUCCCAGAAGAAUACCGCUUCAUCCUCCAGAUUGGCAGGGUUUGUAGGCAUGUGUGCGGGCUGUGGUGCCCUUGUUUCCCUUGUCGUCUUCCUGCCCCUUCCAGCUCGAUUCCAGCAAUGGGGUCUUUCUCCCGCCGAAGCUAUCCAACGGAGUUACUACCUCGUCGCGGCUGUGUCUCUGGUCAUCAGUGCUGUUUGUUUCUUUGGUCUGAGAAAUCUCCCCGGCGAAGAGGGCAAGUCCUGGAGUUCGCUGUGGUCCGCCCGCCGACGCGGGGCGCCUGAUGGCGGCGAUUCAUGCCCGUAUGCUCACAAAUUCCAAUUGCCCUAUCUCGAACAGCUGGGCACGGCGUUCGCCUUGGGGUUUCAAAAUUCGGACAUUUUUCUUGGCUAUCUUGGAGGCUUUGUGGCACGCGCAUCGUCCGUGGGGAUCUCGCUGUUCAUACCGCUCGCUGUGAAUCACUACUAUCGCCAAUCCGGCUUGUGCGGGAGCCAAGACGGAGAGGCUGCCAGCGCUGGCGACAUAAAGAAGUCAUGCCACAGGGCCUACGUGCUCGCUUCGAUCCUGACCGGGGUCUCGCAACUAGUCGCGUUGAUCGCGGCGCCAGCCUUCGGUUACCUGUCCGAUCGAUCGCGACGCCGUCACGUGCCGCUGCUGGCAGCAUGCCUUGUCGGCCUCGUGGGCUACACCACGUUUGCACUGUUGCCCAGCCCCGAAUUCAAUGGCGACCACGGCAGUCCCGGCGUAUUCGUAGUGAUGGGCCUGGUCGGGGUCAGCCAGAUCGGAGCGAUUGUCUGCAGUUUGUCCGUGCUGAGCAGCGGCAUUCUCAGCAUGAGCGACGCCAGUAGCAUGGAAGAUCAAUUCUGGAGUGAGCAGAGUGAUCCCAGUGAGGAUGAGGAAGAAGACUGUCCUGUCACCGCCGCAGAGGAGGACGAGGAUCGGCCUUUGAUGGCCCAUCGUAUGGGCCGGAAAGGGCGGCAUCUCGCGCAUCUGAAGGGAUCGAUUGCUGGAGUGUAUUCCUUGUACGGUGGAGCGGGGAUUCUGAUUCUAACCAAACUGGGAGGACUCUUGUUUGAUGUGCUGUCGUCGGGAGCGCCGUUCUACAUCAUGGCCGGCUUCAACGGGGCAUUGCUACUGGCAGGGCUGGUCAGUGGGUUCAUUGGGCACUCAAGGCCCGCUGCACCAGCUGGGUACGGUGCGUAGCGUCGAAAGAGUUUUUCUCUUUUUGUUGGGGGAGGGGGGUUGUUUGGAUUUUUGAGGCAGAGCUGCUUUUCUUUGUGAUUCUUUGUCCUCUAGACAGGGAUUAAUUUGUUAGCUUGAAUGCUUAGCGUGGGAAUAAGCCGCAGCAAGGCUGGGGUACCUGAAUCCGACCACGGCCAUCACCGCCGAGCGAGAGAAUUCCAACCUCUUCCGGCCCCCACGUCUGGCCCCAGUGGCAUGCCGUGCCUCCGUUUCAGGUCCAGGGCUGCACAAUUGUGGGAAAGUGAGCAGGAGAGAAUGAUUAUUGAGGGAGGAAAGAAGCAUGGAAGCAGCCGGGUGGAAGUAUAUCAUCAUCUUGAGUGGGACAAUAUAAUUUCCCCGGCUCCAGCUGGUCC
Aspergillus sclerotioniger CBS 115572 is the source of this 2203-nucleotide messenger RNA. Its product is annotated as putative MFS transporter. Bases 168 to 1811 code for a protein of 547 amino acids. Gene Ontology annotation, biological process: transmembrane transport. Lineage: Eukaryota; Fungi; Ascomycota; Eurotiomycetes; Eurotiales; Aspergillaceae. The transcript has 3 exons. The record is from RefSeq and is a predicted model, not a curated record. Gene Ontology annotation, molecular function: transmembrane transporter activity.